Molecule: messenger RNA, 582 nt
Organism: Mastomys coucha (southern multimammate mouse)
Lineage: Eukaryota; Metazoa; Chordata; Mammalia; Rodentia; Muridae
Gene: Dbi
Product: diazepam binding inhibitor, acyl-CoA binding protein
Exons: 4
Coding region: 149-412 (87 amino acids)
Biological process (GO): fatty acid metabolic process
Cellular component (GO): mitochondrion
Molecular function (GO): fatty-acyl-CoA binding
Source: RefSeq, a predicted model, not a curated record
CGCCGCUCGCCCGAGCUCAGUUGGAACGCGGCGACCGGGGAGGGGGGCGGUGUGCUUUUAAAGGCGCUAGCCAGUACGCUCUGGACCUAAAUUGCUGCUGCCUCUGAGCUUGCUCCCGCGCUUUCGGCAUCCGUGUCGCCUCACCAGUAUGGCUCAGGCUGAAUUUGACAAAGCUGCUGAGGAGGUGAAGCGCCUCAAGACCCAGCCAACUGAUGAAGAGAUGCUGUUCAUCUACAGUCACUUCAAACAAGCUACUGUGGGCGAUGUAAAUACAGAUCGGCCGGGGCUGCUGGACCUCAAGGGCAAAGCGAAGUGGGAUUCAUGGAACAAGCUGAAAGGGACUUCCAAGGAAGAUGCCAUGAAGACCUACGUGGAAAAGGUAGAAGAGCUAAAGAAGAAAUACGGGAUAUAAAUGACCAGAUCUGGUGGCCGGCCAGCCACACGUGUGACCUAUGAGGACAUAAUGCCUUGGUUUUUUCUAAUGUAGAUGAUACGGCUCUGAUAUAUUAGGGCCAGAGUUAAUCGCUCUCCUCCCUGUUUAGUUUUUACGUGAAAUCAAUUAAAAGUACAUUUGUUACUCUG